UCCCCUUUAGGUCACUAUGAAGGGACUUUACUGUCAGCUAAGUGAACAUGGAGAAGAUGCCAGUUUUGUGUUUCAGGAAGUGGUGCCACCUUCUGUACUUUUGGAUCAUUUUGUGAAAGUGCAAGUCAAAGCAUGUGCCCUGAGUGCUGUUAAAACAAAGUUGAUAACAGAACUAAAGCUGGGGCCUGGAUUAAUACCAUCUGGCAGGGAGAUUGCUGGGAUCGUUCUUGAAGUUGGGCAAAAGGUAUCAUUUUUCCACCCAGAUGAAGCAGUAGUUGGCAUUCUUCCUCUUGAUUCUGAGGAUUCUGGUUUAUGCGACAUAGUCUUUGUUCACGAGCAUUUUCUGGUUCAUAAACCAGAGAAAGUAACCUGGAUUGAAGCAGCAGGGACCAUUCGAGAUGGGCUAUGUGCAUAUACAGCUCUACAUUAUCUAUGCCACAUUACCGCUGGUAACACCAUACUAGUUAUGGAUGGAGCAAGUCCAUUUGGUACCAUAGUCAUUCAGUUAGCAAACCACAGGGGAGCAAAAGUGAUUUCUACAGUGCACAGUUCUGACGAUGAGCAGUACCUGGAAGGUUUGCAUCCUACAGUAGGCAUCAGACAUCCUCUAGUAGCUCGUGUGGUAAAUCUGUCAAGUGGAAAAGCCAACCUUGUAGAAAACUGCAUGGAAGAAACAGGUGGCCUUGGAGUGGAUAUUAUCAUAGAUUCUGGAGUUCGGUUAUAUAGUGGAGAGGAUGAAUCACCUUUGAAACAACAUCUACCACACAAGCAUGAAAUACUCUGUGUCCUAGCUGUUGGAGGUCACUGGAUAACUACAAUGGCCAGUCUUCAGCUAGAUCCACCAGAUAGCCACCUACUUUACCUUAAAGGAGGUUCUGUUUCAUUCCUGAAUGAUGAAGUAUGGUCUCUGUCAAAUGUGCAGCAAGGGAAAUAUCUCCAUAUUUUAAAGGAUGUAAUGGAAAAACUGUCCAACAGGAUCUUCAGGCCACUAUUAGAUGAGCCCAUUCCUUUGUAUGAAGCAGUGGUUUCUAUGGAAAUGGUACAGAAGAACCAUGUUAGAAAGAAGCAGGUUAUCCAGCUCUAAUCAUGUUCAGUUUGCAAACGUUAAUGAAGACUUGCCAAUGUCUACAUUCAAGAAUCCUUCAGAAUUUGUAGAGUAGCCCGUUGAAUACUGUUUUUGUUGCCUAAUAUUUUCCAAGAGAACUCUGUGUGAAGUUAAACAUCAGUAUAAAGGCACAGUGCUUGGGUGAAGGGCACUUGGGAUGUCUGUGUGUGUUAUGUUGUUGACACAAUCCCUAAGGAAAAUUGUGUUGGUCAGAGUAUUCUCAGGCCCUGACUUAAAGCUGUUCAGGACUUUUGAUCCUACAUAAUAAAAUCACUGAUUAAGAAUGUAUUUAGACAGUUGUUCAGCAGUGCUUGAUCUGUCAUUAUUGGUAUCAGUGAUUUUAAACAUAUUGUGUAUUUUUUAAAGUCAAAGAAGCACUGACUUUGUUGACCGGACAUUUGCCAGAUAAUGUUGUUGCCUUUCUGUAUAAAAGUUGAAGCUUAAAGUACUUUUUUGUUUCCUGAUAUUGUCUAAUGUAACUAUAAAAAAUACAAUGAACUGAUAAACUUGUACCUCACUGA
Molecule: messenger RNA, 1626 nt
Organism: Protopterus annectens (West African lungfish)
Lineage: Eukaryota; Metazoa; Chordata; Ceratodontiformes; Protopteridae
Gene: CRYZL1
Product: crystallin zeta like 1
Exons: 13
Coding region: 17-1084 (355 amino acids)
Molecular function (GO): oxidoreductase activity
Source: RefSeq, a predicted model, not a curated record